CAAUAGUGAGUGGUGCACACUUUCUUCGCCCUGCCACGGAACAAAAAAAAAGUCCCAUUUGAGAGUUGCUGGUUUAACAAUAGGAAGAAUAUAUUCCACUCCUCUCUUAUACACGCGGCUUAUGAGAAGGAAGAACAAGGAGAGGAUAUUGCGCGUAAAAGUAAAGCCAACUAAUCACAGCUCUGCAGUCCUGGUCACCGUUGACGUGAGGUGGGACUAUUUUGGAGGUGCACGUCAAGGUUGGCUGAUGAACGCUCGUCAAAAAGAACAUCCCCUUCAGCAGCUGGAGGAUCCACAGCCCCCCCACAUUAAAGAGGAAGAGGAGGAAGUGUGGAUCACUCAGGAGGAAGAGUGUCUUCUAGGGCAGGAGGAGGCUGAUCUCACCCAGUUUCCACUGACUGUUGUCUCUGUGAAGACUGAAGAGCAUGAAGACAAACCACCUGAGUUCUCACAGCUUCAUCACAGUCCAACAGCUGUCAAAGAGGCAGCUACGACUUUUUUUGCUCCUCCAUGGCUUCCAUCCGAGACACUGGCGGUCACCGCAGCCCUCCGACUUUCAGACCUCCAGCAGCCCCUUCACAUUAAAGAGGAAGAGGAGGAUCCACAGCCCCCCCACAUUAAAGAGGAAGAGGAGGGAGAGUGUCUUCUAGGGCAGGAGGAGGCUGAUCUCAGCAAGUUUCCACUGACUGUUGUCUCUGUGAAGACUGAAGAGCAUGAAGACAAACCAGCUGAGUCCUCACAGCUUCAUCACAGUCCAAACGUCCAGCAGGUGUCAGCAGAGAGUCAUGAAGAGAUUCCCUCCAAGCAGCAGGAGUGGAGCUCCAGUGUGGGACAAAAGGAACUAAAGGCCCCCUCCCACAUUAAAGAGGAGCAGCUUCAUGAUGAAGAUGAAGCUCAGUCCUUACAGCUUCAUCACAGUCAAAGUGAGGAGAACAGAGGGGCGGAGCUUGUAAGUCAACACAUCACAGAAGCUGAUGGAGAGCAUUGUGAAGAUAUAAAGUCAGAACCAGACAGUAUCUUUGCUCCACUGUCAGACAUGGACCACAUGAUGUCAGACUCUUCUGAUCACAGUGACCACAUCCAAAAACCUUUGAAGAGUAAAAAUGACUCUAAAGGUGAUAAAAGACAUCACACUAACAACAAACACUUUGACUGCUCUGAAUGUGGGAAAUCAUUUAGACUCAAGAGUAAUUUCACAGUACACAUGAGAAUACAUACUGGAGAGAAACCUUUUCCUUGCUCUGUUUGUAAGAAAAGUUUCCCCACGAAGCGUGCCAUGACCAGACACAUGAGAACACAUACUGGAGAGAAACCUUUUACUUGCUCUGUUUGUAUGAAGAGUUUCUCCACAAAGCAACAAAUGACCACACACAUAAGAACACACACUGGAGAGAAACCUUUUGCUUGCUCUUUUUGUAGGAAGAGUUUCUCCGUGAAGCUUGCUAUGACCACACACAUGAGAACACACACUGGAGAGAAACCUUUUCCUUGCUCUGUUUGUAAGAAGCGUUUCUCCACAAAGCUCGUCAUGACCAGACACAUGAGAACACAUACUGGAGAGAAACCUUUUACUUGCUCUGUUUGUAAGAAGAGUUUCUCCAGAAAGGUUGACAUGACCACACACAUGAGAACACACACUGGAGAAAAACCUUUUCCGUGCUCAGUGUGUCCCAAAAAAUUCUCCAUAAAUGAGCAAAUGAAAAGACACAUGAGAACACACACUGGAGAGAAGCCUUUUACUUGCUCUGUUUGUAAGAAGAGUUUCUCCACAAAGCCUGACAUGUCCAUGCACAUGAGAACACAUACUGGUGAGAAACCUUUUACUUGCCCUGCUUGUAAGAAGAGUUUCUCCAGAAAGCGUAACAUGACCACACACAUGAGAACACAUACUGGAGAGACACCUUUUACUUGCUCUGUGUGUAAGAAGAAUUUCUCCAGAAAACUCACCAUGAUCAUACACAUGAGAAUACAUACUGGAGAGAAACCUUUCACUUGCUCUGUUUGUAAGAAAAGUUUCUCCAGAAAGUUUGACAUGACCACGCACAUGAGAACACAUACUGUAGAGAAACCUUUUACUUGCUCUGUUUGUAAGAAGAGUUUCUCCACAAACCUUGUCAUGACCAGACACAUGAGAACACAUACUGGAGAGAAACCUUUUACUUGCUCUGUUUGUAAGAAGAGUUUCUCCAGAAAGAUUGACAUGACCAUACACAUGAGAACACAUACUGGAGAGAAACCUUUUACUUGCCCUGUUUGUAAGAAGAGUUUCUCCAGAAAACAAUACAUCACCACACACAUGAGAACACACACUGGAGAGAAACCAUUUAGUUGCACUGUGUGUGAUAAGACAUUUAGGUUUAAGUAUCAGGUCAGUAAACACAAGUGUGUAACAGUCACGGAAGCUGCAGGGAUUUAAAAACACUUGAACAGUGAUCGUGCUAAAAGUAUUCUAAAAACACAGCAUGUUUAAUAUGAAUGUAUAUUUGAUGUUGUAUGAAGUGCUUCUCAUCUUUUACCGUUAUAUGUUGUCCUGUACUUAGUUUUUAGGUUGUGUUCAUAUAUUGAAUAUUAUACAAGUAGCUACUAUUGUAUUCUAUUUUCUCAUUGCUGAAGAGAGGACAUCUUAUUAUUUUCAUUUGUUGUUUUCCAUAAAUUUUCCACUGCAAUGUAUUGAUGUUAUUAUCCAAAUAAAAGUAUGAUUUAAUAAGUU
This is a messenger RNA of Nerophis ophidion (straightnose pipefish), 2710 nucleotides long. Its product is annotated as oocyte zinc finger protein XlCOF6-like. Lineage: Eukaryota; Metazoa; Chordata; Actinopteri; Syngnathiformes; Syngnathidae. The record is from RefSeq and is a predicted model, not a curated record. The transcript has 6 exons. Gene Ontology annotation, cellular component: nucleus. Gene Ontology annotation, molecular function: RNA polymerase II cis-regulatory region sequence-specific DNA binding; DNA-binding transcription factor activity, RNA polymerase II-specific. Bases 122 to 2416 code for a protein of 764 amino acids. Gene Ontology annotation, biological process: regulation of immune system process; regulation of cytokine production; negative regulation of transcription by RNA polymerase II.